AUGUCCUAUACAUCCUAUCCCCAGCGUUCUACGUGGCUCGAGUUUCUUGGGUUCCCCCCCGGCUAUGGCCCUUGGACUUAUCGUGCUAUCCCAGAACCUUUGAUCUCAUCCGAGCUUGCACGUCUGGCUUCCGCACACGUUAACAAUAGUAAAACAACCAUGACGGGCUGUGUCUCCCUACAGCCAAGCCCAGAUCCAGACGACCGCUCCCAGGACCGCUUUGUCGUCCUAGACUGGGAUGGAUGGUCGUUUUCUGCUGUGUUUGACGGCCACGGAGGGGAAGAGGCUGUAGACUACGUCGUUCAGGAGCUCCCCUCGUUAAUCCACGCAGCUCUCACCAAAGCUCUGGCCAAUGCAGGCACCGCACCCCUUGCACCCUCGGCCGUCUCUACCAUUCUGCAGUCUUCUAUCCAAGCCGUUGAUGACACCCUAACUAAUGGAGUCAAACACCUCUUCCCCGAUGAAGCAACCCUCGCCGCCCUCACAGACGAGCAAAUCAAGUCCAUCAUUAACGGCCCCACAAACCCCAACAAUCUCACGAUUCUGCGCUGUAUGCGUGGUACGACUGCCCUCAUUUCGCUCGUGGACCCAAAGAAGGAGAAUCUCUGGGUAGCCAGCCUCGGUGAUUGUCAGGCUGUGCUCGGUACUAAAAACUCCAAUGGUAAAUGGGAUGCAACGAUCCUCAGUGUAAACCACAGUGGCAGGAACCCCGCCGAGGUCGCGCGUAUCCGCAAAGAACAUCCAAACGAAUCUGAAUGCAUCAAAUUCGACAGAAUUCUCGGCGCAAUCGCCGUCACACGAGGCGACCGCAUCAAACACAAACAUAUAUAUUCACACAACCAUCUAGCCAUUGGUGACCACAUCUUCAAGCUUCCGGUAUCCUACACCACACGAGUUUUCAUGAACUGCGUCCCCGGCUUCUCCGUCUCCUCCAAACUCGAACAUUUCCUCCCGCAUAACAAAUCGCCCCCCUACCUGUCCGCUCUUGCCGACAUUAAACACGUUGCUCUCCAGCCAUCCACAACUAACACAUCUGAAUCAUUCUUGAUCUUGUGCUCAGAUGGCCUCAUAGAUCUAUACGAACAUACGAAUUCUACCUUGGAGGAGAUUCUUACACAAUGGGUCCAUAUGCUCGGCGAGCGUAUGGACAGGAGAGGUGCCAAGGUCGGCGGCGAGGCGGACAAGGAGAAUACAGCACUGGUGCUACUGAGACACGCGCUGAUGGGCGGAGGGGUGGAUAACCCAGACCGUCUCGCACAGAUGCUUACAGUGGAGAUACCCUGUCGGUGGAUGGAUGAUACGACCGCCCUUGUCCAGACCCUUGACUACGCUCGUGGAGCGCAUCUAUAA
Suillus subalutaceus is the source of this 1350-nucleotide messenger RNA. RefSeq names its product protein serine threonine phosphatase 2C. Lineage: Eukaryota; Fungi; Basidiomycota; Agaricomycetes; Boletales; Suillaceae. Bases 1 to 1350 code for a protein of 449 amino acids. Gene Ontology annotation, biological process: protein dephosphorylation. The transcript is spliced from 4 exons. Gene Ontology annotation, molecular function: protein serine/threonine phosphatase activity. The record is from RefSeq and is a predicted model, not a curated record.